This is a messenger RNA of Apis florea (little honeybee), 4196 nucleotides long. RefSeq lists its product as uncharacterized. Gene Ontology annotation, cellular component: nucleus. The record is from RefSeq and is a predicted model, not a curated record. Gene Ontology annotation, biological process: alternative mRNA splicing, via spliceosome. NCBI's taxonomy places the organism in Eukaryota, Metazoa, Arthropoda, Insecta, Hymenoptera, Apidae. Gene Ontology annotation, molecular function: RNA binding; protein binding.
UCAAAUAAAUGCCACAUUGACCAAUAAAAUCCAUGUACAACACGUAACGCGUUGUUUGCAGUUGUAUCGCCAUAUUGUAUAUUUAACGCGGGUCACUGGCGCGUGUAUGGGCUUUUCAUAAGAUUUUCUGCCGAAUAAAAGUGCGUGGAAUAAUAAAAAUCGUGAAAUAUUACGCGCAAUGGAUCCAGAAAAGUUAAAAGUAGUCGAAUUACGGACAGAACUCUCAAAGCGUGGACUCGAUACAAAAGGCGUCAAGUCAGUGCUCGUUGAGCGACUUCGUAAGGCAAUAGAAGAGGAAAAUGUACAUCAGAUAAAUCAAGGAAAAACAAAUGCCAGUGCAGAAGAUACACAUGAUGAUAUAGUUCAAGAAAAUGAUGAAAAAUCAACAAAAAUACCACAAACACCAAAAAAAUCUAGUAGAUUAUCUAAAAGUGCUCCUGUGAUGACACCAAAGGAAGACUCUGUAACAAAAAAACGAAGAACUACUAGAACUCCAUAUUCUAGAAGGAGGACAUCUCCUAAAAAAGCUGAUCAAAAUGAUAUGUCUCGUGAACCAUCUCCUACAGUAUCUGAAUCUGCUUUGCAAGAAGAAACUAUACCAGAAGAAACUGCUACGCAAGAAGAAGCAGCUGUGCAAGAGGAAACUGCUAUACAAGAAGAAACAGCCAUACAGGAGGAAACUACUAUACAAGUAGAAACUCAUGCCCAAGAAGAAAUUCCUAUACAAGAAGAAACUCUUAUUCAAAGAGAAAUUUUUAUGCAAAAAGAAAAAUCUUUAUCACCUAAAAAAGAUGAAGAAAAAGAAACAAAAGAAUUGGUAUCAAAUAUAGAAAAUAAAAAUGCUAGUCCCAUGGAAAUUAUACAAGAAGAUGAAAUAAAGGAUAUUGAUCUCCCAGAAAAUAAUGAAAAUGAACAGAAUAUAAGUGAUUCACAAGUACCUUCUAUAAAAUCACCAGUAAAGUCUCCAAUGAGGUAUAGUGUUACUGAUAUUGCACUUUCAAAAGAAUCAUUAGAUAAUAAAGAUGAUGUGAAUCAAAAACAAGAAUCAACAACAGAAAUCAAAACAAAUCUACAAGAAUUAGAAACCAUAGAUGUAAAAGAAAAAGACACUGAUUCAGACAUACAAGAAAAUGAUAUGUCGAUUACAAUUAAUAAGACAUGUGAUAAGGCAAAUGAUAUAUUAAAAGAAAAUAUUGAACAUGAAGAAGAAAAUAUAGAAUCUGUAGAUAAUGAUUAUAUUGUAGAAUCUAUUAAUGAUACUAAAACUAUUGACAUUCCUGAAACAGAAGAACAAGAUUUACUUGAAGAACAAGAUAUAGAUAUGAAUGAAAAUGAUGAAUUAAAAACUGAAAAGCAGUUAAUUGAAGAUAAAAAUAUUUUGUCUACUAGCGAAACAAUUAUAGAUAGUAAUAUCGACAAAAAGCAAGAUGAAGAGGAUAUAGAAAUGUCAAAAAUUAAACACGAAGAAGAUACAGAUGUAGAUAUGAAAGAACGAGAUACGAACGACAUCAUCAGGGAUAGAAAGCGGAAAAGAUCUCCUAAUCCUUUAGAAGAUAGGCAUGAUUCACCUCCAGCAAUUCUCACUGAAAAUGAACCAGAAAUUGAUGAUUCUGCUUUAAUAUUAUCUUGGUAUGACUCAGAUUUAAUGGUUAUUGAUAAAGAUGGAUUUUUUACUGCUACACCUAUGCAUAAUGAUGGAUUUUCACAUAUGUGGGCUGGUGCAAGAGCAUCUUAUGGUUUUCUUUGUGGAAAAGUUUAUUAUGAAGCAAAAAUAGUAGAACAUUGUACCAUAAAUACAGAAAAUGAAGAACAUCCACAUGUUCUUAGAAUUGGUUGGUCUACUCUUUAUACUUCAAUGCAACUUGGGGAAGAAAAAUUUAGUUUCGGAUAUAGCAGUACUGGUAAAAAAUUAACGGACAAUCAAUACGAAGAUUACGGAUUUGAAUUUGGAAAGGAUGACAUUAUCGGUUGUUAUUUCGAUGCAACGUCCGAAAAUAUUCUACUUUCUUAUACUGUUAAUGGAAAAGAUCAAGGGAUAGCGUUUAGUAUUUCUAAAGAAGAACUCGGUGAUAAACCAUUAUUUCCACAUAUUUUGAGUAAAAAUUGUAGUUUUGCAUGUAAUUUUGGCCAAGAAACACCAUGGACAGAAGAAAUUUUACAAGAUUAUGUUUCAAUCGGAAAUGUAGAAUCACAAUAUAAAAUUUCUGGACCACGAAGGCCAGAGAAAAAAGAUGAAUGUGAAGUAAUAAUGAUGUGCGGGCUACCCGCUUGUGGAAAAACAACCUGGGCAACAAAAUAUGCAACUGAGCAUCCUCAAAAGAUGUAUAAUAUUUUAGGACUCAGCAGUUUAAUUAAUAAAAUGAAAGAUCCUGGAUUAUCUUACAAAGAAGGUUAUGAAGAUCAAUGGAAAAUACUUAUUGAUAAAUGUACUGAUGCAUUAAACAAACUGAUGGAAAUGGCUUCUAGUAGAAGACGUAAUUAUAUAUUAGAUCAGACAAAUGUAUAUCCUUCCGCACAACGACGUAAAAUGAAAAAUUUUUGUGGAUAUCAAAGAAAGGCAGUAGUUAUAGUUCCAUCAGAAGAAGAAUUUAAGUCACGUUCUAUAAAACAUAAACCAAUAAAAGGCAAAGAGAUUACUGAUUCUAUGCUUCUGGAAAUGAAAGCAAAUUUCAGAGCUCCAGUUAUUGGUGAAUAUUUUGAUACUAUUAAUUGGGUCGAACUUGAUCAAGAAGAAAGUGGAAAACUUAUAGAAAAUUAUAAUAAAGAGGGAAAAGAAGCAGGUUAUGGUGAACAACAAAGAAGCAAACGACCACGUACUGACUCGAGAUCAGAGAAUGCUCAUGAAAAUCGAAAUGAUGUGCGAAGUAAUCGUGAAAGAGAUAAUCGAGAUUAUCGUGACAGACGAAGCAAUUAUUCCGACAGAAAUCGUAAUCCCCUUUGGCGAGGUAAUAUGGGAUGGAGAGAUAGACCAAGAGGAGGUGGACAUAUAAGACAUGGCAGUGGUUAUGGUCCACCGAUGUUACGUAGAAGAAGAGGAAUACCUAUUCCACUCGUACAUCGUGGAAUGAAUAGAAGAGGUGGUAACGGUGAUAGAAGAGGAAGUGGUAAUGAUAGAGGUCGAGCUUUGAAUUCUCGACAAGGUAAUCGAUCAAGAGCUCCGAUAGGAAAUUACCAAGGAUCACAACAAUCUGUAUGGAGUCAACAAGGCAAUUGGUCAGGUGGUCAAUCUCAAGAAGGUUGGGGUCAACAGAAUAAUUGGGGAUCACAACCGUGGUGUAACUGGAAGGGCUAUGGACAAGGCUCGUACAAUCAAAGCAAUUAUAAUCAACAAGGUUAUGGUAAUGGAAAUUGGAAUAGUUGGAAUCAGCAGUAUUAUAAUCAGUAUUGGGGCCAGCAGCAACAGAGCGGACAAACUACGACAACUAGUGGACAAGCAGCAAAUAAACAAUAAUCUAAUAGGAUUUAUAUAACGAGAGUGGAAUAAUAAGGCAAAAUGAAAAGCACAAUUGCUUUAUUUAAUGAUUCCACAGUGGGACAUAGAUUUAUCCUUCAAAGUGACGAAGAAAAAAUAAAAACUCCAGGUCAUAGUGUUGUCGAUUCCGACUCCAUCGGUUUUGAUUACAUAUAAAUAGAUGGACAAAUUUUUCCACGACAAUAUAUUCACAAUUUUUGUUCGUAUAUUUUACAAUAUACGAAUUCCAAAGUUAUCUAAACGCGUUUUUAUAACUCGAGCAACAAUUUAGAUUCGUCGAGUGAAGGCACCGUUACACAUGCACCACGUGAAAUUAUUUUACGUUGCAAAAUGCAAUACUAAAUAAAUUGUAAUAAUAUAUAACUACGAUUGAAAAGUAAUCAUCGCGAAAAAGCACGUAACAAAAGAAACGUAUUCGUACUAAAUACGUAGUUUUUAAAUCGAAUAAAAGGGGGUAACGUAUAAAUAACGUCUUGUAACGACUUUUAAUCGAAAAAUCGAUCAAGAGGAAGAAUGUCACGUAUGGGUACACUAUAUGCAGUUAGAAUUAAGAUUAAAAUAUUUACAAUGAAUUAUCGCUCUCGAAAUAAACACAUGUAAAUAUGUACAGAUUUUCAAACGUAUUACACAAAACGUUUACUGGAAGUCUGUUUAUAUAUUAAUAGUUGAAGUAUCAUGUAAUAAAAGAAAUUUGUUCUCGAUAAAAAGCGAGAGUGAUAUUGUA